AUGGACCCCUUUGAGGGCUUUAUAACCUCCGACAUCACUAUCAAGGAUGAACCAGUCGUGAAACCGGAGCCCCCUGUCGCGCUCCAAGCCGACCACUUCCCCUUCAAAUGGACCCCUGACGGCUUCAAGUGCCCCUCUUGUCCCUUCAAAACGAAAAUCGAGGGCUGUCUCCUCAACCACAUCGAGAAAAAACACCCCGAAAUCAACUUCAAACGCGAGAAAACCCUCAAAUGUGGCCACUGUUCCUACCAAACCGAGCACAAGUCGCAUUUCGCCAGUCAUGUUUUGAAAAAGCACACCCCCGAGGCCCCCUUGCAGUGUCAACAGUGCCCCUACGUAGCCGUGACGGAAAAGGGCCUUCUGAAACACCAAAACAAACACAAAGCCUCUCUCAAGUGCCCCCAGUGUGACUACAAGGGCAAAGCCCUAAAUUUACUCAAAGUGCACAUAAAUUACAAGCACACCGAGUGGCUUAAAUGCAACCAAUGUGAGUUUAAAACAAAAGGCAAGCGGAAAUUAAACAAUCACGUGACCAAAGUGCACGAAACUUUGACGGUUAAGUGUGAGAAAUGCCCCUACAAGGGGGCGACGAAGUCCGAUUUGGGGGUGCACCAAGAGCGGGAACAUUCACAGUACGAGUGCCCCCAUUGUGACUUUAAAUCCAAGUACAAGGCGGGGAUUACCCGACACUGUUUUUACAAACACACGGUAUUUGAUGAAAUCAAGUGGUUGGAGUGUGAAAAGUGCCCUUUUAAGGCCAAAACCGAGACUUUUCUUAAAGUUCACGUCAUUAAUGAGCACACUGAAGCGAAAGAGUGA
Tribolium madens (black flour beetle) is the source of this 819-nucleotide messenger RNA. RefSeq names its product zinc finger protein 513-like. The transcript has a single exon. Gene Ontology annotation, cellular component: nucleus. Bases 1 to 819 code for a protein of 272 amino acids. Gene Ontology annotation, biological process: regulation of gene expression. NCBI's taxonomy places the organism in Eukaryota, Metazoa, Arthropoda, Insecta, Coleoptera, Tenebrionidae. The record is from RefSeq and is a predicted model, not a curated record.